Danio aesculapii is the source of this 2305-nucleotide messenger RNA. It is a transcript of the gene coro2aa, whose product is annotated as coronin 2Aa. Gene Ontology annotation, molecular function: actin filament binding. The transcript is spliced from 12 exons. Gene Ontology annotation, biological process: actin filament organization. The record is from RefSeq and is a predicted model, not a curated record. Lineage: Eukaryota; Metazoa; Chordata; Actinopteri; Cypriniformes; Danionidae. Bases 262 to 1848 code for a protein of 528 amino acids.
UUACCUGCUUCGCUCACACACACUGGACGCCGCUGGCUUUCUGUCCACGUUUACUAAAGCUGCAGGGCACAAAUUUGACAUCUGCUUUUCUCUCUUUGUGUUGGUUGUCCGGCUUCUUUCUCGCUUUGAUUUUUUGCAAUGUUUUACAAAAGCUGAAAUGGAUUUGUAACCGGUGGAGGUGGCAAACAGGGAUAUUUUCUCCACUUUUAUUUUGCCAUCUACAGUUCUCUAUUCUGUCAGGUCUCCGUGUACUCAGACAGGAUGACAUGGCGUCCUCAGUACCGGAGUUCUAAGUAUCGCCACGUGUUUGGGAAGCCGGCCACAAAAGAGAACUGCUAUGAUGGCGUCCCCAUCACUCGAAGUGUUCAUGACAACCAACUCUGUGCCGUCAAUCCACGCUUUAUCGCUAUCAUCACCGAAUGUGCGGGAGGUGGAUCUUUCCUGGUGCUGUCUGUCCAUAAUACUGGCAAGGUUGACCCUCAUUAUCCAAAGGUUUCUGGUCACAGAGGGAAUGUACUUGACAUCAAAUGGAAUCAUUUUAAUGACUUCUGCAUAGCAUCUUGUUCAGAGGACGCCACAGUGAAAGUCUGGGAAAUCCCUGAACAUGGUGUUUUGAAGACUAUCACAGUGCCUUGGAAAGAGCUGCAGGGUCAUUCUCGACGUGUCGGCCUCAUCGAGUGGCAUCCCACUGCCAACAACAUCAUUUUCAGCACCGGUUAUGACUAUCAGGUUAUGGUGUGGAAGCUGGACGUUCCUGAACAGGUGAUCAAAAACCCUGUGCGUUCCAUCAGUGUUCAUUCAGAUGUGGUUCUGUCUAUGUCCUUCAACACAGAUGGCAGCAGACUCGCCACUUCCUGCAAGGACAAGAAGAUCCGGGUGAUUGACCCACGUACUGGCACCCUUUUACAGGAGACUAACUGCAAAUCACACAAAGCCAGUAAAGUGCUAUUUCUUGGAAACUUGAAAAUGCUUCUCUCCACGGGAAACUCACGCUGGAACCAUCGCCAGAUUGCACUUUGGGAUCAAGAGGAUCUCUCUCAGCCAUCCUAUUCUGAGGAUUUGGACGGCUCUUCUGGUGUUCUCUUCCCUUUUUAUGACCCGGACACACACAUGCUUUACAUAGCUGGAAAAGGUGAUGGAAAUAUCAGAUACUACGAAAUCAGUCCAGAGAAACCAUAUGUGCACUAUUUGACUGAAUACAGGUCUCAUCUACCACAGAAGGGAAUGGGCGUCAUGCCAAAGAGAGGACUUGAUGUGUGUUCCUGUGAAAUCUUCAGAUUCUACAAGCUAGUGACAAUCAAAAGUCUCAUAGAACCUCUGUCCAUGAUUGUUCCACGGAGGUCAGAGUCCUAUCAAGAAGACAUUUACCCCAUGACAGCUGGGAACAAGCCCGCCAUGACAGCAAAUGAGUGGAUCGGUGGUCUAGACAAAGGUCCCGUGAUGAUGUCACUGAGGCCUGGAAGUAAAGUGGACACAUAUGUGGACUUUGGUGUGAGGAAAAGCCCAAUGGAAUCAACAGAGAUGCACAAUUCCCGCAGUCAGCCUGGGUUGUCACAGCUCAUUCAGCGACUAGAGACCAAAGAUGGAAACGGACGCAAAGAAUCCCCCCCUACAUUAUUACUCCCAUCCACAGAAGAAAACAGCAGUUCUGCAAGCUAUGUCAGCAAUGGACAGCUAGAUUCCACACACUGUUCAACACCAAAAACGGAGAAUGAGCUAAGGCAGAUGUUUUAUAAGCAGCAGGAGGAGAUCCGAAAGAUGAGGGAGCUGCUGAAUCAGAAGGAUGUCCGGAUAAAACAGCUAGAACUGGAGAUCAAAAAUGUGAGGAACUCACAAGCUCCUCUUUGAGAGAUACUGUAGUACAUCACCACACUGUAAACGCCUUGUCUGCUUCACUAACAUUGACUUAAGAACUUUCUGCCUGGUGAAUUUUGCUGUAGAGAUGCGGUCACUGAUGCUUGGCAAAAUUGUUAACAAGAAUCCAUGCGAUUGGGAGUGAAGAAGUUUACAUUGCAGAUUUCACUUGUUGUUUUGGUUCAAGCUGUCCAACAGAAAAACUGCUUGACUACAAUAUUGACAAUGGACCUUCUAGCCUGUGAAAUUUAGUGAAAAUUUGGCCAAUGUGACUGCACCUUAGGGAAACAUGUGGGCUACAUUCCCAUUUCUAACAUCUCUACAUGGAACGUCAUUCCUUGUAUGCACAUUUUGUGCACAUAAAUACUGUACAACCUCCGUGGAAGUUUUUUUUUUUUUUUUUACACUUAAGCACUAUGCAAAAAUUUUUAUUUUCAGUUGUGAUCUUACU